CACUGCGCAUAGGAGCCGGGGCUUUGUGGAGAGGCAAGGCCCAUGGAGCGAUGCCCGGUGAUGGAGGCGGCCAACAGCUCCAUGGCCGCCCUGGACUUCAACCCCAUGAAGCACUACAUGGUCCUGAGCGGGCCCCAGAGGGUAGCUGUCGCGGUGCUGUGCACACUGCUGGGCCUGCUCAGCGCCCUGGCGAAUGCGGCUGUGCUCUAUCUGAUCCUGUCCUCCCACCGGCUCCGCAGGAAGCCCUCACACCUGUUCAUCGGUAGCUUGGCUGGAGCCGACCUCCUGGCCAGUGCGAUCUUUGUCUGUAGCUUUAUCAACUUCCACGUCUUCAAUGGCGUGGACUCCCAGGCUGUCUUCCUGCUGCAGAUCUGCAGCGUGACCAUGACCUUCACAGCCUCUGUGGGCAGCCUGCUGCUGACCGCCAUCGACCGCUACCUCUGUCUGCGCUACCCACAGACCUACAGAGCUCUGCUCACCCACAGGAGGGCGCUGGCGGCCCUGGGCCUCAUGUGGGUCCUCUCUGCCCUGGUCUCCUACCUGCCACUCAUGGGAUGGAGCUGCUGUCCCAGUCUCUGCUCUGAACUUUUCCCAUUGAUCUCCAACGACUACCUGCUGGGCUGGCUCCUGUUCAUUGCCAUCCUCUUCUCUGGCAUCAUCUACACCUACGGCCACGUCCUCUGGAAGGCCCAUCAGCACGUGGCCAGCCUGGCUGAGCACCAGGACAAGCAGGUGCCGGGAAUGACCCGGAUGAGGCUGGACGUGAGGUUGGCCAAGACGCUGGGGCUGUUGCUGGCUGUGUUGUUCGUGUGCUGGUUCCCCGCCUUGGCCCUCAUGGGCUACAGCCUGGCUACAACGCUGAGUGACAAGGUCAAGAAGGUCUUUGCUUUCUUCUCCAUCCUGUGUCUCGUCAACUCCAUGGUGAACCCUGUCAUCUACGCCCUGCGCAGCAGGGAAAUCCGCUCCUCUGCCCGGCACCGCCUGGCAGGCUGGAAGAAGUGCCUGAAGGGACUCGGGGCGGAGGGAAAAGACGAAGCCCCCAGGUCCUCCAUAAAGUCCUCCAUCACCGAGACAGAGGCCAACAUGAAAAUCACCCCAGGCCCAGCUUCCAGAGAUCUGUUCUACUUGGAUUCCUGAUGAGCCCUCUUUCCCUGUCUUUAGCAAUCCAGAUCAGGCAGGCAGACAGAGGGGCUGGCCCUGCCACCUUUCUUAAGCCCUCUCCCGGGGGGGACACUGACGCUUUGUGUUGAGGAGCUUUGUGACUCAGGGAGGGCAGUCUGGUCCCACUGCCUGCACACGGCCAGUUCACACCAGGUCAAGAAACCUUCCCACCGCUGGCUUAGGGCUGGCAUCUUCUACAGACCACAGGAGCCCACAGGAAGCCCUUGGGGCUGGCAUGGUGAACUCGGAGGAGCUCCAAGCCCAAGAGGGCCCUGCGCUCCUGGGGACUGACGGUGUCAGAUGAGCUGUCCGGGCAGCGUCAGGACCUCCUUGGUUCUGAAGUUAUGAAAGGCCCCACCUUCAGGUCCUCUGUUCCCCUAAGGUCCAAGCACUAGGGUGUGAUGCAGAUGAAAGUUGUGACCGUCUUCUUUAGAGAUAAAUGGGGAGCCCUCCUCCAUUCAGGGCAUCUUGCUGCUUGGGUAAGGGCCCUCCUGACCCCCUGAUAAUCCCUGUUCCCGGCACUGUGACCUCUGAGAGGAGGCUGGGGUCACAGAGAUACAGACUUCUGAUGCUACCACGUCCUGCUCGGUGGUGCCCUGGGAAAAGGGAGCCACGCACAAAGGUCCUUUCCCCCCCCAGAGCGUCCCCUCCCACCACCUUUCACCCUGCUGGGCAUGCUCCAUGCUCCUGUGAUGCAGGACAAGCAGGAGCAAGCGGGAGAAGUCACAUUGCCUACUGUGUGCUGGGAACACAGCCCCACUCGUCUGAAGAUCUCAGGGCACCUGAUUUAUAUAUCAGAGGGGCCAGCUUCCCGCUAGAAGGGCUUAAGACAGAGUUGAGGGAAACUUGGCGGUGGGAGGAUUAUGGAGGCAUUCUGGCACUGUCAUGAUGAAAGGAGAGAUACUGAUUAAAGCUGUCUUCAGCAAACGUGCAUGUGAGAAGGUGUCCCAUGUUCAUUCUCUCUUCCACCUGCCUUGUAAGUAUGUGCAGGCUCUGUGCUGGGUCCUCUGGAUACCCAGCCAGAAAGGGGACUCUGCCCUCAUCUGGGGACUGGCGAGAGCAGGGAUUCUACAUUUUGAAAAGAAGAAAGCCAAAAAGAAAUAGAUGAUUACAGGUGUACAGUGAAGGGCAUUGGCAAAUUCAUGUGACAGGGAUUAACUGAAGUAACUUCAGGUGGGACGGACUGCUACAUACUCUGGUCAUUCCUGCUGUGGCUUUUAUUGAGGUGCUUUUGGGUGGGGGUAUGCAGUCUGGACUGGCCAGCCUCCAGGUUCUGGGAUGAGAGUCGUGCACUGUUUAGUAUCCAAGGGAAAAUUAGUUCCAGGAACUUUUUAUAUAUUUACUUCUUUUUUUUCCUUGAGACUUGGCCUU
Fukomys damarensis (Damara mole-rat) is the source of this 2532-nucleotide messenger RNA. It is a transcript of the gene Cnr2, whose product is annotated as cannabinoid receptor 2. The coding region runs from base 43 to 1137 and encodes 364 amino acids. The transcript is spliced from 2 exons. The record is from RefSeq and is a predicted model, not a curated record. Gene Ontology annotation, molecular function: cannabinoid receptor activity. Gene Ontology annotation, biological process: cannabinoid signaling pathway. Gene Ontology annotation, cellular component: membrane. NCBI's taxonomy places the organism in Eukaryota, Metazoa, Chordata, Mammalia, Rodentia, Bathyergidae.